Molecule: messenger RNA, 3105 nt
Organism: Drosophila sechellia
Lineage: Eukaryota; Metazoa; Arthropoda; Insecta; Diptera; Drosophilidae
Exons: 2
Coding region: 321-3080 (919 amino acids)
Source: RefSeq, a predicted model, not a curated record
AUUUAAAAGUUGUCGAAAAGUAUAGUAUAUAUUUCACAGGUCCCAGUUAUUUACUGAAACGACAGGAGCGAGUCUCGGUCGAGGGACCCCAACGGAUCUACAUAAAGAACACGCAGGUGACGAAGGUAAGGGAACUCUUCCGACGUCCGUUGGCUAGAGUUUCCGGUUCCACCUCGAUAAAGCCAAAAGCGCCGAGUUCAUUUUCCUCUGUGAAAAUUCAAGAAACUCUCCAGAAGGUGGAAGUCCUAAACGUGAGGAUCGGCCAUGAGUUAAAUAGACUGGAGCGCUUUCGCAAUCAUUUUCUCGAAGUCAAAGAAGCUAUGAACCAAACUCCGUCUCUGGAGAAGGUGGAAGUAAGAAACCUGACUUGGAGCCAGAGCUUGAAGGCGAAUCAAGCGAAAGAGAGUCCUCUGUCCGUCAAUAGGAGUCCUGCAUCCGGUUCUCAGCUGAAUGUUAAGUGGGCCAAGUGCCGCACCAUCGGAAUCGCAGUCACGAAUAAGUCUCCAAACGCCGAUAAAAAAAGAGCCAGGGGAGGUUACUGUUGUAAUUGCGAUUAUUGUACUCAAGGCAUCCAAUCUGUGUGCCAAAACCAGUAUGGAACUACUCCCUGCUGCAACUGCUUGGGCAACUGCUCCGGCAACUGCGACAUGGCGUAUCAUCAACACUUCUGUGCUUACGGUGAUCUCAAUGGAGGGACCCCAUCACCCCAUCAGGGUACACAAUUUGGAAUAUCUUAUAUCAUGUAUCCGCGUCCAACUUGCGGAAGAUUAGUGACCGAUCUAAAUACAGAGGUAUUUUGCCGCCACUGGAGUCCGAGAAUCGAACGUGCUGUAGCACCAAAGGGGCGAAAGGAUUGUGGAACUCAAGUUAAAUGCCAGGAGAAAAGAAAUCGCUCUAGAAGUGGAAAGUACCUUAAUAAUAAAAAACUGGAAUGUAAUGUUAAGAGGGAGGCUACUUCACCAGUUCACAAUAAAUUUAGAAAACCUGAGAAAGCGAUAAAAAUUGAGCGGAAGAAAGAGCACGAGUCUACCAAGGAUCAUGGAAAAAAGAAAUGCAAGCCGAUAGACAGCCGUUUUUCGUCUUCGAAAGGAAUCCCCUGUAAAGCUCUGCCAUCCAAUGUUUGCUCAGAUGAACUUAAGGAUGAAAUCGAUUCGCAAAGUUACCAAGAAUAUUUCAAUCUGUAUAAUCAACAAAAUUGCAAGCCUCCGGAUCCGAAUCCCACAUACACAAGAAUGGCGGGUAAGGAAGAUACGAGAUUACCAAAACUUGAGGAUAAUAGUUUUUCAGAUAGGAUUACGGACCAUUUUACGGAGAACUCAUAUUCAUUUGAAGGUGAUACUGAACAUGAUUGCUUGCGCUGCAAAGAAAGAACUGCUCACUACCAAUUGGACGACAUUGGAUCUGGCACUUCCAUUCCAGAUGGUGUUCCAUAUCGGUGUUGUGAUGAAAAAGUUUCUUAUACCAAUGGUUAUGGUUAUGCUGAGGAAAUGGGGUACAUCAGUCCAGAUGCAAUCCUACGAGUUAAGUCCCAUAUCGAUAGAAGCUUUCAAAGGAGCGGUGAAGCCACAAAUGCAAAUCGCACACAUGCCCAGCAAUCCAAAUCCUUGAUGUCGAAGGGCAAUAAUUAUAAAGCAGUAAAGUGGGAGCACUCCGAGAAGCGUGUGCAGCCAGAUGCGAAGUGUGGUGAUAGGCGAAUAGGAGCUUAUCCAUUUCAGCGAUCAGUUACAGUCCAAAGCAGAGGACCCACCAGCUAUACCUCGACACCUCCUCAGCAUCCCUCAGCCAUGCAUGAAACUAAGGACACCCAGACGGAGUGUUCGUGUCGGGAGAGGCCUACGCAAACAGAGUGGCAUAUCGGUAUGGAUAAAGGCUGUCAAGUGUGCCGGGAACACCAGCAGUUUCGGGAUCAGCUCAAUCCUGCAUCAGCAGCUUCAUCUCAUUCCAGAAAGUUUCCCUAUAAUUCAAUGGCUACCAUGGAAAGCGAAAUUGCUAAAGCUGUGAUGAAAAGCACGUAUUUCGAUAAAGAACAUUGUAUUCCUGCCAGAUCCAAACACGAAACUUCAAGCAAUAGUAGAAAAAGAUCAGAUUACGGUCAUGUCCAUGAAAAGGGACACUCCGUGGUGGUGGAUUGCAGGGAAGGUAGUCCAAGAACACAAGGAGAAAUCCAGCACAUUACCUAUAAGCAGCCUGUUCCGCAACAAGUCCAGACUCAUCCAUAUAGUCCACGGACACCACCGCUAUCUUAUAGCCAACAUAAAAGUUAUAAAAAAGAGUACAUUACCCAGACUCCUCCACAAGCUGGCGCAAGUUCCCGGAGCCACAGUCCAUAUAGAAAUAGUUCUGUAGAAGAUCUAUCGUUGAGUUCUCAUAAAAGUUCUAGGAAAGUUCUAGCAAAUUCCCGGAGCAGCAGUCCGUAUAGAAAUAAUCCAGCUGAAGAUCUAUCGUUAAGUGCUCAAUCACAAUGUUCUCAGUGUCAGAAAAACUCUGAAUCCACGUAUAUUCAAAAUAUGCCCGGAAAUAUUGACUGUUUUCGAACUGAUGACGAUUCUUUCCAAAUGGAAAGACAGCAUUGCACCAAUGACAUACCCUCGAGAUGUGUGGAGACUCCAACUGAAUGUGUUUAUUGUGAAGGAGACCAUCCUGAACAGUCCUGUAAGCAGCAUAGCCCAAGAUCGUGUAUGUCUUCCCCAAGACAACUUUCAGUUUUGGAGACAGUCUGUGAAAAGCGCACGCGAACAGUGACCUUCGAGGACGAGAACGGGGGCCUGACCCAGGAGGAGGAUGUGAAGGAAAGUUGUCGCAGUCGCAUCGAUUGGGAGCGCGCCCUCAAAUACCACACAUCAGAUCACGGCGAUGAGACGGAUUAUACAGGAGCUAGCUCCACUUGCAGAUCCAGCAGCUCUGCGGAGCAAACGUGCAAUGAGUCCACCUGCGAUGAUGACUUCGCCAGCUGCGAUGAGUCGCAUCCGCAGACCAAUCACAUGCGAAUACCUUCGUUUAAUGGCUGUCCCUGCAUGUACCAGACAUACAUGAAUUUGGCCACCAUGUGCCAGAACGAAUGUGGUGGCUUCAUUCAAUGAGAGAGUCCUCGAUCCGAGAUGACCG